AUAGGCCCCUAUAUACCGCCUCCUCAUGCUGCUGCCAGGCUCGUAAUCUGUCAUGCGCCCCUGUACCGCCUCCUCAUGCUGCUGCCCAGGUCCAGAGUGUGUCAUGGGCCCCCGUACCGACUCCAAAUGCUGCUGCCAGGCCCGUAAUCUGUCAUGGGCCCCUGUACCGCCUCCCCAUGCUGCUGCCACGUCCAGAUUGUGUCAUGGGUCCCUGUACGGCCUCCCAUUGCUGCUGCCAGGCCCUGUAAUCUGCCAUGGGCCCCCGUACCGACUCCUCAUGCUGCUGCCAGGCCCGUAAUCUGCCAUGGGCCCCUGUACCGCCUCCUCAUGCUGCUGCCAGGUCCAGAGUGUGUCAUGGGUCCCUGUACGGCCUCCCAUUGCUGCUGUCUCUAUCGCCACACUCUGCCAUGUGCCACUUUCAGGUCUCCUCACACUGCUGGUGGUUUCCAUUUUUGUCAUAGGGUGCUG
Molecule: messenger RNA, 468 nt
Organism: Staurois parvus
Lineage: Eukaryota; Metazoa; Chordata; Amphibia; Anura; Ranidae
Source: the annotation of a GenBank genome assembly